Corylus avellana is the source of this 1263-nucleotide messenger RNA. Its product is annotated as Terpenoid synthases superfamily protein. The record is from RefSeq and is a predicted model, not a curated record. Gene Ontology annotation, biological process: mitochondrial respiratory chain complex I assembly; biosynthetic process. NCBI's taxonomy places the organism in Eukaryota, Viridiplantae, Streptophyta, Magnoliopsida, Fagales, Betulaceae. Gene Ontology annotation, cellular component: mitochondrion.
CCCCCCCCCCCCCUCUCUCUCUCUCUCUCUCAAUUUUGGCGGUGCGCAGACCAUAUACGUUUCAGCUGGAGCUAUCGCUUUCUCAGCUACGAAACUCCUCUCUCUCGUGGAGGAACUACAGUGUGGAUUUGAUGAAUGGUACUUCUGCAUCUAGUACCUUAAGGUCAGCUUUCUCCUACUGUGUACAACAAGUGCGAAGUUAUGAUUACCAUCACUACCUCUGCCUCCUUGAACUUCCCCCUCACAUGCGGAAGCCUGCUUUUGCCCUCCGUGCCUUUAAUGUUGAAACCGCAAGAGCCAUGGAUGUUGCUUCUGAUCCCAGGAUCGGUCUCAUGCGCCUUGUCUGGUGGCAGGAAGCUAUAGACAAAAUGUAUGCUAAAAAGCUAAUUGAGCACCCUACAGCACAGGCCCUAUCAUCAGUGAUCUCUGAGAAUAAAAUUAGCAAGGCAUGGCUGAAACGGUCUGUUGAAGCUCGGAUCAACGAUGCAAGAAGAGAGGUUACUGAUAUUCCUGAAACAAUUGAAGAGUUGGAGAAAUAUGGUGAGGAUACUGUAUCAACUAUUCUGUACAUGACACUUCAGGCCGGUGGUAUCAGGUCCACUGCAGCUGAUCAUGCAGCAUCUCACAUUGGUAAAGCAAGUGGCCUCCUUUUACUGCUUAAGUCACUGCCAUACCAUGCUAGUCGUACCCAUCAUUUUUCUUACAUACCCGCUAAAGUGGCCGCCAAUCACGGGUUGCUGGUGAAAGAGGGAGGUCGUUCAGAGAUCCGUCUGGACUCUCGUGAGCGCCUGUGUGAUGCAGUCUUUGAAAUGGCAUCCGUUGCUAAUUUUCAUUUACAGAAGGCUCGUGAACUAGCAGGAACAGUGCCAGCUGAAGCUCGCCCAGUGCUUCUGCAGGCUUUUCCCGCCCAAGUUCUCUUGGACUCCCUGAGCCGGGUACAGUUUGAUGUGUUUGAUCCAAGGUUGUCACGAGGGGUCCUGGGUAUUCCUCCUUUGUGGUAUCAGUUGAAGCUGAAGUGGUAUUCAUGGAGGGGCAAGUAUUGAUAUAUGCUCCUGGCCGGUAAAAUGGGAAAUCAAUUUGCGGAUUAAAAUGUUGUAAUAAUGGGAUAUUUUGUCAUGAAUCCCAGCAGUUGCCCGUGGGUCAAGUAUCUAUUUGGGCUCCCUUUUAGAUAAAUGUUUUUUUUUUUAAGAUAAAUGUUUGGGCUUCUUUCAUCCCUGCAUUAUUAUAUUCCAUUUAGUGACCCUAAUAUGGUCGUCCGUACGU